Molecule: messenger RNA, 2503 nt
Organism: Prorocentrum cordatum
Lineage: Eukaryota; Dinophyceae; Prorocentrales; Prorocentraceae
Source: the annotation of a GenBank genome assembly
GCGCGACCAGUCGGCCAGCGCGGCAGUGGCCAUGGCGCGCUCCUCGCGCAGCGGCGGCGGUGGCAGCAGGCGCAGCAAGACGCACUGGAUGUGCAGCUGCGGUGGUUGGAACUGGGGCUGGCGCACCACGUGCCUCGGCUGCGGCUGCGCGGCGCCGCCUUGGGCGCUGGAUGCCGCAGCGGCCAGAGCCAGACCCCAGGUGGACAAGGACGGCUGGGUGGAUCAGCCACGAGGGCGCCGUGCCCAGCGGCAGGCCCGCAGCGCGGUUACGAGUGCGGCCUGCGCCAAGUCGCAGACCUCGGCAUCGGGCGACAGUGGGGCGCCCAGCGGCAGCGGCGCCACGGCGAUCGAGAGGCUGCAGGCAGCAGUCGAGCAGCUGGAGGCGCUGCAGGCGGAGCCGCCCGACGGAGUUGACAGCUGCUUCACCGACGUCGUCGCCAGCCAGUUGGAGGCCAAGCGCGCCGAGCUGGUCGAGGCCCAGCGGGCAGCAGCGGAGCAGAAGGCGUCCUCCCUGCCGCUGUCGACGCUGCUCCACAAGGAGGCGAACGCCAGCAGCAAGGGCGAGAAGCGGCUCCGAGCCGCGCGCCAGAGCCUGGAGCAGAAACAGGCGGCGCGCGACCUCGCCGAGGCCCAGCUCCAGAAGGCCCAGCAGGAGCUGGCGCAGCUCGACGCGGAGGUGGAGGAAGCCUCCCGUGCGUUCCGCGCCCUCGAGGAGGAGGCCCGAGUGGAGGCCGAGGCGCAGCGGUGUCAGCGCGCGGCGGAGUGGGCAGGGUCCAGCCAGGUCCCUGGGCUCCUCUUGCAGCUGGACAAGCUGCCCGAGGCUUGGCUCCAGCCGCUUCGAGGAGGCGCCGAGCCCUGGCAGCCGCAGAGCGCCGCGGAGCGCGGCCAGGCAGAGCGUCGCGGCGACGCCUGCGGCCCAGAGCGCAGGGCCCACUGGCGCCAGGCCAAGCAGCAACGGCAGCUCAGGACGUCCGAUGCGGGCUCGAGGUGCUCGGGAUCAACGGCAACACCUGGGGGGGGGAGCCUGGAGGUCAUCGAGGCCUUUGCCUCUCGGCACGGUGCCCUGCCGCACCUGGUGAUGCUCCAGGAGACCCGCUUGGCUCCGCGCCGCCUGGAGGCAGCCAGGGGAGCAGCGCGCCGCCUGGGAUAUGCAGCCUUCCUCCACGCGGCGGCGCCCGCGGACAAGGAAGGCCCGCUGGCGAACUCAGGUGGCGUGGCGGCCCUGGUGCGCAGCGACCUGCAGGCCGCGGAGAUAGCCUGGAUGGUACCGAGCGACUUGAGGCAUCGCAUGAUUGGGGUCACAGUGUCCACCGCGUCAGGCCUGCAGCUCCUGGCGUGCUCGCUGUAUCUGCAGGACGCCCUGGGGCCCAAGGGCAUCAACCUCGACAUCUUCGCCGCCUUCGGCGACGUGGUGCUCUCCGAAGGCAUGCCCUGGCUCGCGCAGGGCGGCUUCAACAUGGAGCCAGGCACGCUGCACGAGUUGGGCUGGCCCAGAGCGCAGCGCGGGACGUACCUGGGGCCUGCCGAGUGCACAUGCGUCGCCCAAGGUGCUGAGCAUGUGUACGACUGGUUCGUGAGCUCCUUCUGCCUGGCCCAUGGGGUAAGAGAGGCCUCGGCUCUGGAUGGCUUUGGGCUGUGUCCCCACAAGCCCGUGAGGCUGCUGCUGCAGGGCGUGAGACCAGACGCUCUGGUGCAAGUGCUGGUUCGACCUGGUCGUUUCCCUGAUGUCGACGCAGCUGCUUGCCGCCCUCACGAUGAUGCUGCAGUCCAGGUGCACCGCCGCGUGGGGCGCACUCGCUGGCAGGUGGAGCCCUGCGGCUGGACCUGGGAAGUGAGCUCCCGACCGAGUGACCCCCACGAGGCCGCUCGGCAGUGGAUCCAAGUCGUCGAGAGCACCUUGGUGGGGAUCCGCGGCAUCGAUGACAGCGACCUGCACAGGUACCUGGGGCGGUCCGAAGGGCCCAAGGUUGUCCUCAAGCCCCUCAGCGCCGUGGAGGACAGGACGCAGCGUUGGCAGCCCGCGCACGAGACAAGGUACGAGCGGCAGGCGGAGCGGGUCCUCGCCGAUGUGGAGGCGGCCACUGUCGCAAUUUGCGAGGAAGACGAAGUCGAGGCCCUCGAGUUCGACGCUAGCGAAUGUGGCGACCUCGUUAGCCAAGCUGGUCUUCAUGGAGACCCAGAGGCGAUUGCAGUGCUGCAACGGCGCCUCGCGAGCUCCCAGAAGCGAGAUGGAAGCCAGAGCUCGGCCUCCUGGAGGGCAUGGGCCAAGGAGGCGGUGCAGAAGGGCGGCAGGCUGGCCCGCAGGUUUGCCAAGGCUGUGCUACCCCCGCAGGUGGUGGACCCCGACACUGGCAGACCCUUGGCAGGCAUGCUGGCUGUCGGGCAGCUGGUGGCCAACUGGCAGGCCCUCUGGCAGCAGGGGGGCUUCAAGUCAGGAGCUGGAGUUGGCAGCUGGGACGUCCAAGGUUCGACGUUGCCGCCCCUCAGCCUGGAGAUGUUGCAG